Messenger RNA from Drosophila innubila, 954 nucleotides. RefSeq names its product dolichol-phosphate mannose synthase subunit 2 (gene Dpm2). Gene Ontology annotation, biological process: GPI anchor biosynthetic process. Gene Ontology annotation, molecular function: enzyme regulator activity. The record is from RefSeq and is a predicted model, not a curated record. Gene Ontology annotation, cellular component: endoplasmic reticulum membrane; dolichol-phosphate-mannose synthase complex. Lineage: Eukaryota; Metazoa; Arthropoda; Insecta; Diptera; Drosophilidae. Bases 646 to 894 code for a protein of 82 amino acids. The transcript is spliced from 2 exons.
AUCGUUUGAGUAAUCGAUAAGCGAUUACAAAUAGAGCAGCCCUGGCAUUUUGUUUAUAACUAAUACGCGGAACCGCCGGACACAAACAACUUUCGCACGAGUUUAUGACAAUUUGCAGUUGAAAUUCAAUUAAAUACACUAAACACUGACUAAAGCAACAACUGAGUGCGACAAGCGCAGCAAACCAACUGCAGUUACGGGCAAUUUACGUAAGAAUUAAAAGAAAAAAGUGCGCAGUGCAGACAAAACUCAAAACGUUGUUGGCCAGAACAGAACAGAACCACUCAAAACGCACACAAGCAAACAAAUGUAGACAUACCAAGCAAAUACAAACAAGUAUAUAUUUGUAUAUAUACAUAUAUAUAUAUAUAUACGAUAUAUGUAAGCCGAAACCAACUAACAAUUGACAUUGGGCAGCAAGCGUGAGGAGGCACCACCUGUUUGUUUAUGGCGCCGACGGAAUAGAACUUGACAAAAAACAUUGUUAACAAAUAACGAAUUACGAAUGCAUGUGUCAGAGUGUGUGUGUGUGUCACACAUUUGUUGAUAAUCAACUGCUUAUGUACAUAUAAGUCUUGUAUAUAACCUAUGCGCAGUUUAAAGUUUUCUGCUGGUCGCGUGUUGUGUUAAUAUCACUAUAUAUUUAUGGCUUCAAAUGCACAACUCGGUAAAAUCAUUUUGUUAAUCGCAAUUGUUGUAUUCUUUUACUACUUCUUUUGGGUUGCAAUUCUGCCGUUUAUGAUACUCGAUGAAGGUAAUCCCAUACGCUCGCUGUUUCCUCCGCUGAAGUACGCAUUCAUCGUGCCCACUGUGUUUGGGGUCAUCUGCUUGGGCGGCAUUGCCGUGUUCUCCUUUUAUCACAUUUGGAGCUUCACGCGGUCAAAGCGAAAUUGAAAGAUUGAGCGACAAGCAACGUCAAUCGAGGGUCGCGACUCUGGUAAAGAUUACACAAAG